AAACGCGACGCUAUAAACAGCAGUUCCCGUUUCGAGUUCCACCAAGCAGCACAUAAAGAACCCACAAAGCAGCUGAAAAUUGAAUUUGAAUUCAUUGCGACAAUCUAAAUAAUUGAACAAAUAUGAAACUGCUCGUUGCAUUCGCUUUGAUUGCCAGCCUCGGCGCUCUGGCCCAGGCAGAGGAAGAGUAUUGCCACAACAGCGUAGCUACCGCCUGCUCUUCGUCGACCUUCUCUGCGCUCACGGGCUUUUUCACAGGCGAAACCAACUCCAUUUGCAAUGCCCGCUUCGCUGGCAUCGAGCACAUCGAGCCCGAGGUCCAGGCCUACAUUAACUCCCAGUUGACCAAGUCCUACGAGUACCUGCUCCUGGCCACCCACUUCAACUCGUACCAGAAGAACCGGCCCGGCUUCCAGAAGCUCUACCAGGGACUCUCGGACCGUUCCUUCGACGACAGCAUUGCUCUGAUCAAGCAGAUCACCAAGCGCGGCGGCAUCGUGGACUUCAACACCCGCCACGAGUCGGCCGCCUCCGUCAGCACCCAGCGUCCCACACUGGAGGUCGACGAGCUGCACUCACUGGCCCUGGCCCUUGAUAACGAGAAGCAGCUGGCCACGGGAGCCACCCACAUCCACACCCGUGCCAUCCAUGCCACCGAGCGCGAUCCCGAGAUGGCCCACUACAUGGAGGAGGAGUACCUGGGAAAGCAGGCAGAGUCCGUGCGCAAGCUCUCUGGCUACGCCAAUGAUCUCGCCAAGCUGAUGAAGGUGCCGGACCCAUCCCUGUCCGUCUAUCUGUUCGACGAGUAUCUGCAGAAGCAGUAAGAGGCGUUCCUGCUCCACACAAUCUACACUCAUCUUCCCUACUAAAUUCUACACUGCGAUGCCUUUCGAUCACCUUCAAAUUGAUUUGUUUCCCCCGUUCUAUCCACAAUAAAUCGCAGUGCACAGCAGCAGCAGAAACAACAGCA
Drosophila obscura is the source of this 970-nucleotide messenger RNA. RefSeq names its product ferritin heavy chain (gene Fer2LCH). The transcript has 4 exons. Bases 123 to 824 code for a protein of 233 amino acids. Gene Ontology annotation, biological process: iron ion transport; intracellular iron ion homeostasis. The record is from RefSeq and is a predicted model, not a curated record. Gene Ontology annotation, cellular component: cytoplasm. Lineage: Eukaryota; Metazoa; Arthropoda; Insecta; Diptera; Drosophilidae. Gene Ontology annotation, molecular function: ferric iron binding; ferrous iron binding.